Stylonychia lemnae is the source of this 2790-nucleotide messenger RNA. The record is from the annotation of a GenBank genome assembly. NCBI's taxonomy places the organism in Eukaryota, Ciliophora, Spirotrichea, Sporadotrichida, Oxytrichidae.
AUGGAUAGCAAUGUGAGAUAAAAUAAUGAAAGAAAUUAGCAAAGAGGUAUUACAGUAGCGAGCUACAAUCGAUUAAUUUCUGAUUUGCAACGGCUUUUCCUGGGAAUCUAGGCUUACAAAAAAAGGAGAGCUGAAGCUUUUAUGUUCUCAGUUCUUCAGUCUUAGUUUUUACUUUUCUGUUCGGUGCUAUUUCUUAUUCUGCACUGGAGAAUCAACUUCGUCUAGGAAAUUGCUUUUCUUCCUCUAUUCAUCAUUUCAGUUAAGGAUAUAGCCCAGAGUAUCAAAGCAAUGAGAUAAUCGAGAAAACUAGCAAUAGAAUUUCACAACCUUAUUGACGAAAAUUAUUUAGACAUGAUUCCAAAUAUCCUUGAAAACUUAAUGAUACUUCUGCAAUUCGUAUUAAUCACUAUUUGCUUCAAUAAGUAAGAAAACUAGUACUACAAAUUGAUGCCCAUCCCGUAUUCCCUUAGUUUAUUUUGCCGAUGGGUAUUACCAAUUAUUCUGAAAUGUCUAUGUCAUCGUAAAACUCAAAAGGACAGAGAAAUAGAGGCUGCCUUGCAAUAAAGCGGGGGUAGUAGUGCAAAUUUUAGGCCAUAUUACAUUUUCUUAGCUAUGUCCUUUAUCUUCUCGUGUGGGUCUCUGUUUUUGUUUUUCAAUUACCUGUGCUAAAGAGUAAAUUAAAAUUCAUAUGGAAGAAAUCCAAAUCAAUCCCGAAGCAUGUCUCAGACUUUCAAUUCUAGAUAUACAGUAGACGAAGAGAGUGAUCACACUAACAACACUUAAAGUGUUUUUAAUUAGAAUCUUAGUUAAAUCAUGCUAAAUAAUAGAGAUAGAAAUAGAGCUGGCAACAAUCACGGAAGAUCUAGGGCAAGAGAAAGAGGAAGGGACAGAGAUUUGGAAUAAAGAAGCUAAUCAAGUGUUGCUCAAUAAUAGUAAUCUGCUCCUAGUAGUAAUAUACCAUAAAAUGAAAUUCAGAGAGGUUAGUAAGAUUAAAGAUUUUCUUACAAAAUUCAUGAGAAAAUUGAAAUGUGUCAAAGGGAAAUUGAAAACUCUUAAAACGAGGGUGAUGAUGGCAGAUUGAAUGGAAUAAACGCUGAAAAGCUCAACACUCUUUAGGAGAAUUUGACUCGAGUGAAUAUUGAUACUGUAGAAGAUCUGCCAUUUUCUAAGUUCCUAGUGAGAAUAUCACAAUCAUAUUAUUAGACAAUUGGUAAGUUUGCGAAAUCUCUGUUUUCUAAGACUGCUGUGAAUUAGAGAAGAAUGAUAUAGCCUCAAAAGAGCAGAUACAAAUCGAAAAUGCAUAUCAAUAAAAAGAUAAUCCAAAAGUAGCAAUAACUAUCAUUCAAGAAAUCUCAAAAAGUAAAAAUGAAUGAAUAGUUCAAGUUUGACAUAAAAGAUUCUAAGGUAAAUGAAACUGACAUUAUAGAUAUAUUGAGCAUCCCUGAUGAAAACAUGUCCCAAAAGAGGACUUAGAAACCUAGAAAAUCCCUUAAUAAUCAUUAAUAAAAUUUUUCAGAGCAAGAUGCCUCAAUAGAUAAAGAGGAUAAUCUAUUUCAGUCGUAACUUGCAAAGUUAGGAAAUGAUACUCUUGAACAUCAUAAGUAAUUAUCAGAAAUACUUAUAGAUGAUAGGCAGUGCUUCACUACGAAUUUAAAAUUUGAUGACACCGAAAAUAUUAGAAACUUAGAUAUAGAAUUUGGCUUUGAGGAGCACGAAAUCAAUUAACAUGAGUAGACUUUUAAAACUCCUUUUAAAGGAAAAGAUAUUUUGAAAGAUGAUGAUUAGGAAUUGAAUAUUGAUGAUGAGAAAAAGUAAAAUAAAAAUGUUGCUAGUAAAAAUAUAAGAAAGCCAAAUUUAAAACUCAAGAAAUGCUACUCAGCUGACUCUGUGUAUAAUGUAUUUGAUGAUGAUGGAUUCGAAAGCGAUAAGAAGCAUGAGAAAAGUGGGGAAUAAAAAGAUGGCAAUUCAAAGAGAAGUAAAAAUAUUGAUGAUGAAACACCUGGCUAAAUUAAAAUCUCUUCAUAGCAAUAAACAUAAUAUGAAUGUAUGCUCUGUCUUAGUGAGCCAUCAAAUUGUGUGCUGAUGGAUUGUGGACAUUCAAAUAUUUGCUUUAAUUGUGCAAUGAGGCUUGCAAUAAAAAGUAGAAGGUAAGGCUAGAUGCCGUUAUGCCAUUUGUGCAGAGAGGAAAUACAAUAUGCUCUAAAAAUUCAAGUAAGUGAAGAGAUCAUGGUAAGAAUAAAGCAAGGCAGGGAUACUGAAAGUCCAACAUUGAAUCCUGAUUUAGAUGAUGAGAAGCCUUAGAAAAAUUAUCAAAAUAAAUAGAAAAAGGGGGAAUAGUAUGUUAAGAUAUUGAGUUACGUAGACAUGCGUGAAGGUAUACCCAGAUAGUUACGAUAAAAUAAUAGGAGGAGAUAAUAGUAGAAGUUGCCUAAGUUUAAAGAACAUAUCAUAUCCUAAAGCACUAAAUGGUAAGUAGAAAACGCUGAUCACUCUGCAAUGAUGAAUGAGUUUGGUUUAUUUGAGAAUAUCAAAGAUAGCCAGAUGAUGAGCUAAUCAAGGAAGAAUAGUAUAAAGAAGUCAGAUUUAAAUAACCUAUAAAGUAACUAAAAUUUGGAUAUGCAAAAUUAAUCAACUAAAUAAAGAACUCUAGACAUUCAAUUGACUCUCAAUCCUGAUAACACUUCGCACACAAAUAAGUGCUACUUUGAUAAAUUAGUUUCGAGAUAUAAUUUCCCUCCAUAAUCUAAUAGCAAGCAACUUGACUGGGGAAGACGUCGAAACUCAAACUGA